Molecule: messenger RNA, 1559 nt
Organism: Porites evermanni
Lineage: Eukaryota; Metazoa; Cnidaria; Anthozoa; Scleractinia; Poritidae
Source: the annotation of a GenBank genome assembly
AUGGAACGGCCAACGUUCUUCUAUAGUCCCUUCGUGGAUCUGAAGCCAAGACAUAUACCUCCCUAUCCUCCACCACUUUCUCCAGAAGUGAAGCAUCCAAUUUCUUCAUCACCCCGAGUUCCUGUCACAAAACCCAGCACAUCUUACAGAAUCGAUGAUAUCCUGAGUAGGCCCGAUCCUCGCCCGGCAAUGGUAAGCCUGCCUACCACCGCUCGUUACAGAACCAACCCCGGCAGUGCACCGUCGCGACUGUAUGGUUAUGGUCAUGACGUCCCAUACCUUUGGAGCGCAAUGUUACAAUCACAGUUUCGAGAAAGACUCAACGGUAUGUUAAGCCUUUCAUGUGUUAUUUUUAUAAAACAGACACAUGCAUAUCCUAUCCGCGAGAAAGCAUAUAUCCACGCAUGGGUCCGUGGUGGGUGGAUUCAAAGUUUUGUCUAUCUUGUGAAAUUAUGAUUUAAGCAAAAAGUCUAUAGCUUGCGCUUAGAGAAAUAAUCUCGCCAACAAAUUCAAAGAAGGAGCGUUUCCACCAAUUGACAUAAAAAUCGCCAUUAGCGUCACGUUAAAGGCUGUCCUUGCAAUCGGAAUAGACAAAGCCACGGAAAAAAAUUCAUUUUGCCCAUCCUUGAAGAAAAUUGCGACUUAAUAAAGUAAACCCGAGUGCAUAUCAAAGCGAUAACCUUGCUAUAGCUAAAAUUACACAAGUUAACUAAAAAAUCGCAAUGUAUGCAAAAGAAAUGAAUAUAUUUCUGCCGCAACUGAGGCGAACCUCGUAGCUAAUAAAUCAGCUUUCCUUUAGUUUACCUUAAGCCAUCUUUACUUUAUUGGGUAUUUUAUCCCAAGGCUUGUCUUCAUUACUAAUUUGACAGUAUUACGAUAAUAGCUACUAUAAUCCUUGAGAAUAACAUAUAUCCUCUUCAUUUCCUCCCCACACUUUCUGUUUGCCCAAAAUUCUUCACCUAAACAAACCAAGUUUACACAUGGAACGGCAUCUUGGAGAACAGACCAAAUGAUUAUUGUGGAAAAAAAUUAAUAACCUUUCCAAAGAAAUUAACCUUUGCAGUAUUAACAAUUUUUCGGUGCUCGUGCUCGCCGCGAUUGUGGGCAUUAACAGAGUUGUGAUGUAUGUGCGGCUUUAGCUAAUUACAUCAUCUAGACAAGCCUAAUACCACUAAUCCCAAAUAACUAAGCUAUAAACAAUUAUUUCUUCUAUUUUCCUAGCAGCUCAGAAUCAUCCAGUCUGUAGCGAAAGGGACACAGACAACAAACGAAAGCACACUCGACCGACAUUUAGUGGCCAUCAGAUCUUCGCCCUUGAAAAAACCUUUGAACAGACCAAAUAUUUGGCAGGGCCGGAGAGGACACGACUGGCUUACUCCCUCGGAAUGACAGAAAGUCAAGUCAAAGUUUGGUUCCAAAACCGAAGGACAAAAUGGCGCAAACGCCAUGCAUCAGAAAUGGGUGCAAAACUGAAAACGAACCCCAGUGAGGAACAAGAACUUGACGAGCCGGAGGAAAGGCGGGUAAAUGUUCAUGUUCAAGACGAUGACAGGUUUUAA